AUGUCUUCGCGAAAUAUAAGGGGUUUCCAUGAACUCCCUGCGAACCCGACUUGGCUCGAGUUUCCUCGGUCAGACGGAUCUCCCAAUCGCCUACCCGCCAAUACUACGCGCAUCGUUGAAGACGGUCAGGUCAAUUUCAUGCGUCCUGUACCCAUUGAUGAGGGAUCAGCUAUUGGUUGGCGUAUGGGAGCUGGAAAAGAAGUAGCAGUCAGGAUGAAUUUGCCCAAAGGAGUCAACUAUGUAUUCAAAGACUGGCCAUACGGCUAUGCGAUGUAUGAUCACAACAAGGGCCCUGCCGAUAAUCCGCGGCAUGAUAUAUACCUUUGCGGCUCGAUCAGCGUGAACCGAUUUCGCUCCAUCAACGAAUUCAUCCCGCACGCUCUCUGGUUGAUGCAGGAUGCCACCAUGAACCGCGCGAAUUGCAAGUGCAAAUACUGUACUAAACAACCGCAGCGUAUAAUCACAGACACGCUUCAACUCCCAAGCGUCAAACGUGCACCUUCUCAGCACAUCUCAACACGCUCUGUCCGGCCUUCGCGUCGAUUUCGUGAACCCCGUAUAGUCAAAAAGCCGUACGCGGCGAUUCGGAAGGCUCCAAAACCCAUCAGGCAGCUUACCGGGCCCUCACAAUCUAUAGUUCCUGAACGUGACUCGGACAUCCGAGCAUUGCUUUCAGGCAGCGAAUUGGCAGCGCCAAGGUGGCACAGGAAAGGUGAACUUGUAUGGUGUUUCCUGGAUUCUCCGAUUCGAGGUGAGGGCGAGAGGGACAGUAUUCACUUCUGGCCCGGCACGGUGGAAGAUGUAAACGUCCGAACCAAAGCGAUACCGAAAGAUGUCACACAAGAUGCCCAGCGAUUCGACCAGGUAGACGUCGAUAUGACACUCCUGUAUGAACAGGAAUCGGAGGCGGAAGCACCUAGAGCAGGAUACAAUAGGCAGCCUUUGUUUUCCUCGGUCGAUGCCUCGAGCCACCUCUCUUCCGCACGAAAUCAGCCUGGGCAGGAAUCUGAGCCAGCGACAGAACAGAGCUCGGAUGUACCAUGGGAAGUGCGCCAGUGGAACGUCUACACGGUGAAACUGCUGGCAAUCACCCACAGUUAUGUCGGAACUGACACCCAAGUCUUGCCAUAUCUCGCGUAUGCACCUCCACAUGAGCUGGUCCAUCGUAUGCGCAGCGAAUUGCUUGACUUCAUGCGGGAAGUGCCAGUGCAGGAUAUGGAUGGCGACAUGUCGAAGAUAUUUCCCUUCAAUCCCGUGGCUGCUCCGACCGACUCUCCUGUUUCUGAUGGAAGACGCUUCAGGGAGGCAGUCGCUCCGUUCACGCUCGCCAUCCAGAUAGCAUCGACUCUAUCGCAUUUUUGGGCGCCUACGGACGAGUAUGAAUUCCAGUUCGAGAAGCCGAGUGCAUUAUCUGCGCCUCCUCCUCCUCCUCCCCCUCCUUCGCAGCUUGCUCCACCCAGCGCAUCUACUGCUCCAGCAUCCAGUGCGUCUAACGCCCCGGCUACCCUACAUUCCCUCAUAAUGCAGUCCAUGACGAACAAUGCUACCGAAUUGAGUGCGCGAGCCAGCGCGCAGACGGUGCCUUCAUCAGUAAUUGGCGCACACGAUCCCGGUAUGUCCUCUGAAGGAUCACACUCCGUCAAAGCAGCGACGUUAGAGCAAGCAUCCCAUCCGUCAGGAGCUUCUGUCACCCAACAACGUUUCCAAGGACUGUGGUGGGGCGCGGAACACAUCUGGCAAGAUGAACUUCUUCGGCUGAAACUAUCACGCCACCAAUUUGCACCUCAGGGCACCGAAGAGUUCGUCCCGCCUUCGGGACCGUCUUCAUCUACCUUGGAGCAGAUGCGCGACAAUGGCUUUGCCGAUGUCGUUGACGAGGCUAUGAUAGGUGCAGCGUACAAGGGGCUCUUCUUGCGAUUGGAAGGUCUGUUUACUGUUGACGUUCCAACGGCCGAUGGCUCCGGCGGCUUCACCAAGGAGUGCAGAGCUUGCGGGACCGUAUAUGAGCUUGCCGAUGAUGAUUGGGAAGAGCCGGCUGCAUCUAAUGCAUCAGUGGAUGCACCGGCAGAACAGGAAAUAGGAAAAGGAAAAGGAAAAGAAAAGGCUCAUGAAGGUGAACGUGCGAUGCACGGCUUCCCAGGGUCAAUAUCAAGCCAUUCCGGUGUUCCUGGUUUAGCACUCUCACCAGGAUCAGCUCCGAUGAGGCGUGUCCCGUUGCCCGAUCUACACUCUAUCAUCCCAGUCGAAGAGACCGCAGCGACAAUCAUUUCGCAGCCGGCGCCAAGCGCAAUUGCAGUCGCAAAGGAACGCGAUACCAACACGCAGCUCGCUCAUCCAGUAUUGACCACACCGUUCCGUUUACCUGAUCCACCAAAGGGGUUCAAGUUCCGUCCCAUCCACCCUCCUGGCUGUGAGGUGGUGAUUGCUCUCACCUUUAUCAGCGGACGAUAUUAUCCACACCUGUUCCGACACCCCUUGAUGGUGCCUCUGAUCGAAAGAGCAGCUACUGCAUCUGGAGGGCUAUGGGAGAACCGACAUCUGUGGGCCAUGGAAGGUCUGCUCGCAGGAGUCUAUCAGUCUAUGGAGACCAGGAAAUGGCAAAAGUCUCGAACGGCCAUGUUGAAAGAAGCUGAUCAGGAAGCACGAGCUCACUUCGCUGCGCUUUGGGAAGAAUGCAGGAGAGAGAGGGAGGAGCAAGAGCGACCUAUGGAUGGAGAGAACAAUCCAACACAUAGUGUCCAUGAUAAGCUCAUGGACAUUGACAGAGCUUAG
This is a messenger RNA of Laetiporus sulphureus 93-53, 2772 nucleotides long. RefSeq lists its product as uncharacterized. The record is from RefSeq and is a predicted model, not a curated record. The coding region runs from base 1 to 2772 and encodes 923 amino acids. The transcript has 3 exons. NCBI's taxonomy places the organism in Eukaryota, Fungi, Basidiomycota, Agaricomycetes, Polyporales, Laetiporaceae. Gene Ontology annotation, cellular component: rDNA heterochromatin; SHREC complex. Gene Ontology annotation, biological process: silent mating-type cassette heterochromatin formation.